Messenger RNA from Siniperca chuatsi (mandarin fish), 2502 nucleotides. RefSeq lists its product as uncharacterized. NCBI's taxonomy places the organism in Eukaryota, Metazoa, Chordata, Actinopteri, Centrarchiformes, Sinipercidae. The transcript is spliced from 3 exons. The coding region runs from base 302 to 1114 and encodes 270 amino acids. The record is from RefSeq and is a predicted model, not a curated record.
AACUAACUAACCAUCACCAGACGGCUGUUCAAACAGGAGACAUGGGACUGUGGAGACACCGAGGUGGGGAAGAUCUUCCCAGCGGUUCACCACAACUCAAACCAAAGGAAGGAAGCCAUAUGCAGCUGAAGAUGUUGAAUGGAGCAUCUACUUUUUCACCUUUAUUUCUCAUUUCUGCUCAGUAAGGGACCGGAAGUGAAAUAACUUAAAUGACAACUGAAGUUAUCCGUGCAUUUUUGAUACCUAGGGCAAAGUGCCACACCUUCGCUUAGCCCAACAGCUCCACUACACAGCUGGCCAAAUGGGGUGCCAGUGCUGCAGGAUGAUAAAAAGCUACAUCUACGACCCCUCUGUGGCGGUGGAUGUGAGGAAGACUGACUCUGCAGGCAGCUCACUAUACCAGCACCACCACCUCUCAGGCGGGGCCCCCCGCAGCGACCUGCUCAGUGGCCACAACAAGCAGAAGCAAGGCAUCCACAACCUGGGUUACAGCAAAUCCAAUGACAGCACACUGAAACUAGAGGUGGACAACAACCACGUCAACUACAGGCUGCACGCCGUACCCUCUGCCAAGGAGCUGCACAGUCAGGGGAGCGCACCACCUCCAGAGGUGUACAUCAUCCAACCAGAAGCUCUGGCACCAAGAUGGGGGAUGCAGGAAAAAGGCCAGAGCCAGGUGCCCGUUUACCCCAACAUACAGGAGUACGAGAACCAGAAAAGUUACAGUGAGCGGGGACACCGUGUGACAAGGAACGGAUGGGACAGCUCCAUCACUGAGUGUGUGAUUGGCAGAGAAAGCCUGUCAGCGGACGAGAUAGAUGAGGGCGUGGGAGGGACGCCCGAGUACCCAUGUGACACGGGGGAUGAGGGUAGCAUCCUGUCAGUGGACAUCCAUACCAGCACCACCAGCCUGUCCUCAGCCGACACCAGGGACGAGCUCAGACUGCCAAAGACUCCGGACGUUUCCACCUUCGAGAGCGGGAUCUUAGUGAUGAAGAGCGAGGACGAGGAGGCGGUGGACAAAGAGGAGGAGGUGCAGAGCAUCACUGACUCGAUGGUGGCGGAGGCUCUUGCUGCUUUAGAGGCUGCCACCGCCGGGGAGGACUGUGAGUGACGGACCUCUGCGCUUUCUCUCGCUCAUCACCUUAAAACUUUGACCUGAAUGUGACUUGAUGGUGUGUUCAAAACCACCAUGAAACUUUGCCACGGUUCUGAAUAACACCUCUUUUGUUUGGAACAAAUUAAGGAAAACUCUGUUUACAAUUAAAAAAACUAAGUACAGAUAUAUUUUGAACUCAAAGCCUUUUUUUAUUUUGACAGAAGAUAAUGUCUGCCUUGUGAAGGAGGCGACUUUUCCAAUGCUGCAAGGUUUGCGUAAAGCCACAAAUGAAGAGACAUCAGUGUGUAGACUGUGAAUAUCACCUUCAGCCUUAUCUGUUAGCCCCUUUGAAUCUAGUUUAUUUAACACUCCACAGUCCUAAUAAGCCUGCACGUGCUCACUCAAUGCUUUGCCAUACUGCCCUUGUACAGGUGUUCGUAAAAUCCAACGUUGCUUUUAUCACAUUUUUGCCUCAAUUUGGAUCAAAGCUGUGCUAAUUGCUAGUAUAAAGUCAAUAUGUCCUUUGUGAACACACAGUCCUUGCCAUAGCUCACUGUCUCUUCAGGAAUCUCGCCUUCGUUUGAGAGGGCGAAAAACAAAAGGUCAUCGCAUACUUUUUUUAAAUGCUACCCAUGUUUUUGUCUCUAUUUUGUCUUCUCUUGUUAUUUAUAAUAUCUUCACUCGCAUCAAAGAAAUUGGACGUUGACGAAGUCUGGAGCAGAAGAGCGAGAGGGAGGAUAAGGAAGAGGUCCUCACUUAAAGCUUAUUGUGACAUCAUUGAUUUCAUCAGAAUAAAAACAGAAUGAAUAUUGUAUCUACUAUUAGAAACAUUUAUUUACACUGUUCUUACAUCAUCAGACACAUGUACAAUGACAAUUCUCACUUUUUUGUCAAUUAAUAAUGUAAUUUAAUGCACAAUAUUACUGUACCAUUUAUGUGGUGGCAUAUCAGAAGAUCUGUGCACAUUUGAAAUCUUGAGCAGGUUACCAAAGGAUAAAAAAGAAUAUAGCCACAUUUCACUGUACAUUUCACUGAUAGCCUUAGUUUCCGCAGUUUUUCAACCUUAGCUGAAUUAAACAAGACCAGCUAAGGUCAAUUCACCCUACUAGCUCUUUUAUUUUAUAGGUCAAGCUUCGUAUUUCUAGUCUGGCCUGUGACAUUAGUUUAAUCCGCAUCUCGUUUAUGUGCCUAAUAAGGAACUAAUUGAGGCUAGACGGUGCAGAGGAAAUUACAGAUAUGGCUUUUUAAAGAGUGUGUUAAUGCUUAAUAAGCUGUUUUGCUCAAUGAAGUUCUGAACUUGUUUCACUGCGACUCCCCCGUUUCAGUCAUCGUUUGCCUGCCAAAUCAUUUCUACUGAUUUUAUUUGUAUUGUAAAAUAAAGGUAUGUACUUUAAAAAAUGGAA